AUGGCUACCCAAACCGCCCUUCGUCUUACCGGCCGUGACUCUUGGGAGCAGCUUGCCGAGCUCCAAGAGCCCCGCCCAACAGCCGGAAAACAUGAAGUCCUGAUCAAAGUCCGGGGCGUGGCCUUGAACUUCCGAGACAUCGCUAUUUCCACCAGCAAGUACCCGUUCCAAGUCAAGGAUCAAGUUAUUCCCGGCUCCGAUGCAGCUGGUGAUAUCGUCACUGUUGGUGAGGGCGUUACUGGAUUCAAGGCAGGUGACAAGGUGGUCGUCUCCUUCGAUCAGGCAACACAGUACGGUCCCAUUAAAACCUGGGAAAACGGUCUAGGUGGUCCAAUCGAUGGUGUGUUGAGAGAGUACAUCUCUGUCCCUGCGCAUACUGUCGUCAAGAUCCCGGAAAAUUCCACCCUUAGCUAUGCCCAAUGGGCUAGCGUGGUCUGCACGGGUGUUACAGCUUGGAACUCUUUAUUUGGAGUAGUUGCAAUCAAGCCUGGUCAGAGUGUCCUGUUCCAAGGUACUGGUGGCGUGUCUAUCACAGGACUCAUUUUAGCCAAGGCGGCCGGAGCUAAGACAAUCAUCACAUCCUCUUCCGAUGAGAAGUUGCGGCGUGUCAAGGAGAAGUACGGCGUCGACUAUACCAUUAACUACAAGAGAACGCCAAACUGGGCCGCCGAAGUACAGAAGAUCACCAAUGGCCAGGGUGUGGAUUAUAUUCUUGAGAAUGGAGGCUCUGGCACUAUCAAACAGUCGAUCGAAGCUAUUGCCUAUGGUGGAGUUAUCUCGGUCAUUGGCUUCCUCGCUGCAGCCUCCCAAGAGGAAAUGCCCGAUGUUGCGACCCUCGCUCUGUCCAAGUGCGCGAUUGUGCGAGGUAUCAUGAUUGGCUCAAAGCAGCAGCUGGAGGACGCUGUUCGGUUUAUCGGCUCGAAGAAUCUUGAAUUGCCUGUCGAAAAGACGUUCAAAUUUACUCGUGAUGAGGUUGUUAAGGCCUACGCUUACCUCGCCAGUGGUCAACAUGUUGGAAAGGUUUGCAUUGAUCUUUGA
Messenger RNA from Penicillium soppii, 1038 nucleotides. RefSeq names its product zinc-dependent alcohol dehydrogenase family protein. Lineage: Eukaryota; Fungi; Ascomycota; Eurotiomycetes; Eurotiales; Aspergillaceae. The coding region runs from base 1 to 1038 and encodes 345 amino acids. The record is from RefSeq and is a predicted model, not a curated record. Gene Ontology annotation, molecular function: oxidoreductase activity. The transcript is spliced from 2 exons.